Molecule: messenger RNA, 576 nt
Organism: Acanthochromis polyacanthus (spiny chromis)
Lineage: Eukaryota; Metazoa; Chordata; Actinopteri; Pomacentridae
Gene: kiss1
Product: KiSS-1 metastasis suppressor
Exons: 3
Coding region: 146-457 (103 amino acids)
Source: RefSeq, a predicted model, not a curated record
CCACACACCACCACCAGUGAUGAUGACGCAGUUGGUGUCAUCCUAUAAAGCAGACCUUUAGCCCAGGCAGUUCCAGGGGUCUCUGUCAGCACCAGCAUUCAGGACACAGAGGAACUUCAGCUCCUCCACCAGACUGACUGUCACGAUGCCACCACUAAUUGUUGUCCUGAUGGUAGCUGCUUUGUCAGCAGAAGUCCACACCAGCAUCAGUUUGAAAUCCACCUUCUACAGACAAGACCAGGCAAUACUCAAAGUCCUGAGAGAUUUAAGCCAAGCAUCAACAGUGCAGUCAGCAAAAAGUUCUGGGAAUUCACUUGUUGAAAUCCAUUCAGCUGAUGGAAUAUUUCCCAGACCAGGAUGGUGGAUCGCAAAGAUGGUGUUCCCUCAAACCAUAAAGAAACGUCAAGAUUUAUCCUCAUACAAUCUCAACUCCUAUGGUCUACGUUAUGGAAAAUGACACUGCACCUGAUUGAUUAGUUCUUUUUUCAUGUUAGAUCUGCUAUUGUCAUUGAUUUCAAUUUGUACAUUUAUAGCUGGUAAAAAGAAAACAUCAUUAAUAAAGGCUCCAAAAAAUCA